Messenger RNA from Mauremys reevesii (Reeves's turtle), 2142 nucleotides. Its product is annotated as CD160 antigen-like. Gene Ontology annotation, biological process: regulation of adaptive immune response. Bases 101 to 691 code for a protein of 196 amino acids. Lineage: Eukaryota; Metazoa; Chordata; Testudines; Geoemydidae. The transcript is spliced from 4 exons. Gene Ontology annotation, molecular function: transmembrane signaling receptor activity. The record is from RefSeq and is a predicted model, not a curated record. Gene Ontology annotation, cellular component: plasma membrane.
CUUUCCUGGCAGCUUGUAAGAGGAAGAAGAGGCUUCUAAUGCUCUUUUUUUGCUGUGAGAGGAUAGGGGUCUGCUGAUAAUUGUCUGAGAUUUCAAUCUGAUGGUAUUCCAGAAAAUGAUGAGGAUCAGGGGUUGGCUGAUUGGGCGUGGAAGAAGCAGCCUUAUUGUGGCUCUCCUGUGGGCAGCAUUCGGAAUAAAAGCUGCAGGAUGUGACAUGCUUGAAAUCAUUUACCCAUCAGCCAGCCUUAUUCUUAAAGAAGGAGAUCCCCUCACCUUGAAUUGCACAGUGUGGCAUGAACAGAAACAGUCUUCAGAUCUGAAGGUAUACUGGUGUAAACGGGUGGAAAAUCAGAGCAGCUGUGCUAGAGUUGGCAAAGAGCUGGAACGCUUGCUAUCAACAGAGAGCUUAAAUCCCCAAGCAAGGGUCAGCUUGUCUCUGCUUCUGCAGAUUCAUAAUAUCAGCCGUUCAGACAGCGGUAGUUACCAGUGCAGAGCCAGUGCAAAUAACCAGACUGCUGUCGGUCACUAUAUCCGAGUGAAAGUAACAGCAGAAGAAUUAAACCUUGUGAGUUCUUUGAACACCACAGGGAGUCCAGAGGCUAUCUCCCAAGGCAGCAAAACUCCAAGGAUGGAUUUCUGGCUGGAAAAGACAUGGGCACUGAUCAUGAUACUCUGGCUGACCCUUUCCUAAACGGGCACAUGUGAUGAAGAUACGGUUUCUGGUGCUUGGGAAGAUUCCUCUAAACGGCAGAGUAAAAGUUAACAGACUAAACUUCUAUAAAGUUGUAAUAGCAAAUUCAUUGUAUUGCACAGGACUGCACUUCAGCGUUUCAUGGAACACUGUUCCCGAAGAAGGAUUUUCAGUGGUUUAAUGUGUGAGCACCUGGACGCCAGCUCUGCAGGAUUAUUUAUUGUUUCCUACGCUACUGGUUAACCUGUCAACACCCCUCGUCAGACAGCGGGACUCUCACACUCAUCAGCGAAAUUCUGUAGUCUCUGAUGUCAGUCUUGUGUGUUUUGUCUCUACUAUAACUGAGGAUGGAUUUCUCAGUGUAGAGCAUUUAAAGGGCAGGAAGGGAUUUCUUUCCAUGUCUUUUUUUCUGUACCUAUCCAGAGAGAUCUUCUAGCACUCAUUGCCUCAACCUGCUACACUCCCUCUUUAAAGAAAGAUUCCACAGUGCUGCUCUUCUGUGGCCAUUCUGUCAUCUGCAUUGUCUUCUACCAUGUUCUGUUCUACCACCUACUCAAUCUGGGGUGCUUUAAGGAUGCUGGAAGCUCUUAUUUAAUCCCAAGCAAUGGUGGGUAGAAUUCUGUAAACAGGGUUUUGCAGCUUUUAUAGCUUUAGGAUGGAUUCCAAUUGGAUUUAUAGUGUAGGUCAGUUUGGGGAAUUGGAAAGAGAGGCCCUCUAGGGAUUAGCUCCUAGAUAAUUGUUUGUUAGUUUAGGCCCAAAAUUGUGUGUGUAUGUGUGUAGGGAGAGGGAACAAUAUAAGUCUUUUUAAAUUUCAGUUACAACUUCUUUGGGGAGCAAUUGAACAUCCCCCGUGUGUACAUGUGGGCUUCUCAGAGCAGGGAUCACACCUCCUUCUCUGUUUGAAAAACUAGCACACUGUGAGUAUUACCGGAAAUAGCUAAAUAAUAACUGUAACCCUAAGCUCAGCAGCAGUGGGAAUAGUGCAUGAGAACUUGAAAAUGAAAAUGACUAAAGAUUUAAAGACUAAAGAUUAAAUAGAAUGUUCUACAAAAAGAGACCAUAAAUGUGCAAAUUAUUUUUUUUAAAUUCUUCAGUUUUAAUAAUUGUAGGAUUUUUAAAUGCAGUAUUUUAUCUUGACUGUAUGCUUUUAAAAACAGAUGGCUUUUUUGCAGACAUAAUUCUAUAAAUCUGCUUUUAGGCGGAAUAGAGAGCUCCUUUUAGACACAAUGUUUGCUACCAAAUCUAUGUGGGAAACCGUGGUGUUUAUAUCUGUUGGCACACUCGUGAGCAUGAUGCCUCUUGGUAUCUUUGUUUCAAAGUCCAUGAGUAGCUGCCCUGAUGUGGGUAUUUGAUAAGCAUUUCUGACCUAUGCCAUGUUGUAAUAGUUGUGUGUGCUGCAUGGAAUGUAAAGGCAGAGAAUUAUCCUAUAAAUGAAUAAAAUAUAUAAGUCA